AUGACUAGAAGCACUUGGAACUGCAUUCUAUCCAUCUUCCCCAUCGUUCUCGCAAUCGUUCUCGCCUUUCGAAACACCUCUCCUAUGCCAGCACUACCAGCGAUUAGAGCGGCCAACGCUGCAUUCAAGCAUUCCCUGUCUCCUGCGCCUGUCGGUGUCUUUGUGGGCGGCACAUCUGGGAUUGGACAAGGAAUGGCAGAGGCGUUUGCGCGCCACACUAACGGGCACAGCGACAUCGUCAUCGUUGGACGAAACCGCGCGGCCGCCGAGAAGAUUCUAUCGAGCAUGCCUCUCCCCAACUCCGGGAAGUUUGCGCGAGAAUUCGUGCAAUGCGACGCCACCUUGAUGAAGAACGUGCAGGCCACGACACAAGACCUCCUCUCACGAUACCCGAAGGUCAACUAUCUCGUUAUGUCUCCAGGAAUCAUGACACUCUCCGGUCGUGACGAGACUGCGGAAGGCAUCGAUAAGAAGCUAGCCGUGCACUACUAUGCACGGUGGAAGUUCCUUCGCGACCUUCUUCCUGCAUUGACGAAGGCGAAGGAGGCAGGAGAAGAAGGAGCUGUUAUGAGCGUUCUCGGGGCUGGCUACGGGGGUCCUAUAGACGUUGAGGACCUCGCGGUCGAGAAGGGGUACAGCACAUCACGAGUAGCUGCCGUUGCUCCCACCUAUAAUGACUUGAUGCUGGAGGCGUUUUCGCAGAAGGCACCCACUCUUUCCCUCAUCCACGCGUCUCCCGGAGGCGUCCGGACAUCCAUUUUAUCGUCAUCUCCUUCAGCGCUCAUCCGCAUAGGCUCGGCUGUCCUGCUUCCCCUGCUGCUCCCAUUUACUGUUUCGCCUGGUGAGUGCGCCGAAUACAUGUGGCAUGCCGUCUACUCGACAGCCGCAGAGCCAGGCGUGUACCGGACGGACUCGCAUGGGGAAAAUAUAGGCAAGAAGAGUUAUUUCGGCGAUGAAGAGCAAAGGAAGAAGCUAUGGGAGCAUACUGAGGGUUUGCUAAAUUCAGUAAUUGCACGAGCAUAG
Cyclocybe aegerita is the source of this 1023-nucleotide messenger RNA. Lineage: Eukaryota; Fungi; Basidiomycota; Agaricomycetes; Agaricales; Hemipholiotaceae. The record is from the annotation of a GenBank genome assembly.